UGAUACAGCAACAUGGCCGCUGAAAGUGUUGUCGAUCUGCGACACAAGUUAAAACAUCAAUCAAAGCCUGCUAAAUCAGUCAAAAAGCGCAACUCAGGGGGUGAAUAUGAUACUAUGUAUGCAGAUUUUUACCAACCAUCGUCGAGGUAUGAAGAUCACGUCAAAAACGAACGCGAGGACGAGUUACGUAAACUUGACGACAGUAUUCAGCAACGUCGGCUCUUCUCAACAGCGCAGUGCGAAGAGAUCGAGAGGAAAAUUGACGAGGUUGUUGCUGAAGCCGAAGCAGGGGUAUACAAAGAUUGCACCGUUGAUCGAGCACCAUUGAGAAAUAAAUAUUUCUUUGGCGAAGGGUACACCUACGGAUCCCAGAUGGCAAAGAAAGGGCCUGGUCAGGAGAGGCUUUAUCCGAAGGGGAAUGUAGACGAAGUACCCAAGUGGAUAGAGAAACUUGUGAUAAACCCCUUAUAUGACGCUGAUAUUGUCCCCAGGGGCUUCGUCAACAGUGCUGUGAUCAAUGACUAUAUGCCUGGGGGAUGCAUCGUCUCGCACAUUGAUCCACCUCACAUAUUUGACCGCCCCAUAUUUUCUGUAUCUUUUUUUAGUGACAGCGCUCUGAGCUUUGGUUGCAGGUUCUCCUUCAAACCGAUCAGAGUGUCAAAGCCAGUCCUUACUUUGCCUAUUCAGCGAGGAUGUGUUACAGUCCUAAGUGGCUAUGCAGCUGAUGGCAUUACUCACUGCAUCCGACCUCAAGAUGUUGUUGCAAGGCGUGCAGUCAUUAUUUUGAGAAGAGUUUUACCUGAUGCACCUAGACUGGAUGAUGACCGAUCUUUUACACGGAAACGUCAACAUGCGAGUGAUGAAUCUAACAGUGAAGAUGAAAAUCAAAGUCACACCUACAGAGUAGUCAUGCCACGUGCAGAAUCUGCAAAGAGCCAGAAGCUUAAUCAAAAGCCUCCUAAAGUAAACUCUAAGGUGAUUUGCUUGAGUCACGGUAAUGGAGACAAGGAGGAGAAUAAUGAUUCAUGUGAGGAGGACACAGCCUCAUCCACCACAAAGAUUGAGCGUGAAGUUAGAUUCUCCAACUGGAAGUCGUAACCUGUUUCUCAUCAAGUGCUUUACCCAGUAAAUAGUGUCAAACUUUGUCAAGUGCCAAGUGUUGGAGACAGUUGUGUCUAGUUGGAACAUACUUUGCCUGGUUUUUGAGGUUUUAUUUUGUUUGUGUGAUUUUUUGUUAUGAAGCAAGCAGUGAAAAAUAUGGUUGAUGUGUCUGACAAACCUGUCAGUACUUUAUAUCCAUAUUCAUCUUGACAUGUUUCAAAUACAUUGCAGUCAAACUGAUAGACAUCAAGUGUUUGACAGCAUAGGCAUUGGUUACUUAUACCUACGAGGCAUUCCUGUUUUUCAAGAUUUACCUAUUUACUUUCAUCAUCUUCAUCUGCUGUGUCUGUCCAUAUGGGUUUCCACAGUUGUAUGUUAUUACUAAUUAUAUAUUUGCUCUGAAUUAUUUCCCACUUCCCCACGUCCAUUGUGUACUUACAAAAGUAUUGGAAGAUAAUAUCAUAUUUAGUUGGCUUGUCAUAGCAAGUGAUGUAUCACAAGGUAUGUUCCAACACUGUUUUGAAGUCACAAAUACAGAACAUUGUUUAUUGAUCUGCAUAUCCAUACAUGAUGUUAAUGAUCUAAAGGGCUGUCAUUGGUUCGAUAUUUCAAUAUCAAUAUAUCAUAUGCCAAAUUUUAUGUUUUAAUGCUUUGUUUUACAUUAUUUCAUUGAAUGCAGUAUUAUUAUUAAAAUUCCUCAGAAUGUAAGAAGAUAAGACUUUUUAAAAAAUCCAAUCUUUUUCAAUUUACCUGCCAAAGGCACUUAGUUUAGAAUCACAGAUAAGUCCCUUGUAUAUCUCAAUGCAUAUAUGAGUGAUAUCAAAGAGAGUGUUAGAAUCUGGCAUUAGUCCCAUGUCCAACACAAAUUUUCUCAAUAGUAAGCAAUGUUAAACAUGCUAAAUGUGUUCAUAGGACUAAUAUUAAAUACUGCGUUUAAUCAUGUUAAUUAAAUUUCUCUUUAUACAUUAUGAUUUACAAGGACAAGUGAUUCAACAUUCAGCUGCUGUAUUCAAGAAGUACACACACAAUGAAUGUGUGGUAACAUAGUUAAUAUUUCAAUCUUUGCAUUCAUAUUAUUAUGUAUCAGUUGAGUAUGGAUAUGUAGAUAUCGUGAUAUCAGUGACAGCCCUCCUCCUGUGAUGUACAUAUUUGUGGUUAUCUACUACAGUGUUGUUGUUAGAAACUCCUGAUUGCAUAAUUCCCUCAUGGCAGCAGUGUGAUGUUUUUGUGUGGAGGCUGAAGAAAACAUUCUUGGUUCUUACGCAUCUUGCAUGCAGCAACAACUAAAGUCAUGCACAGCAGUCUUUUGUUUUUGUUUUCCUGGGCACACAAUUUCAUGCUGAAAGAAAUUAGCCAAAGUGUUUGCAUAAGAACCAAUUUGUUAUUGUUUUUUUCUUCCUGAUUGCUGAGGACAGUCCAAGCACCAUUGAUGUCUCUGUUAAUGGAAUUGAUAUGGUAAUAGUAUGAAAUAAAAUGUAUAUGUCAGUUAAUACCCAAAUAUUGUACCUGUUGACCGGGUGAUACGUUGUAAGGAUUUCAGCUUCACAUAAUUUCAAGAUCGUUAGUGAUGUUUGAGAGGUACAAUGUUUUUCUUACCUUGAUCACCAGGUGUGACAUUACACCUUCAAUAGUAUUACCAUAUUCGGCGUAAUAAGCGCCCACAGCGAUAUUUGCUAAUAUACUGACUAGUGAACAAUCCCAAUUGGCACCCUUCCGAUUUAUCAAUGUACACAAGAUUUAUUUAUUCGUGUAUAAUACGUACUUGU
Messenger RNA from Haliotis rufescens (red abalone), 2867 nucleotides. RefSeq names its product RNA demethylase ALKBH5-like. Gene Ontology annotation, biological process: mRNA processing; mRNA export from nucleus. Gene Ontology annotation, cellular component: nucleus. The transcript is spliced from 3 exons. The record is from RefSeq and is a predicted model, not a curated record. NCBI's taxonomy places the organism in Eukaryota, Metazoa, Mollusca, Gastropoda, Lepetellida, Haliotidae. The coding region runs from base 13 to 1098 and encodes 361 amino acids. Gene Ontology annotation, molecular function: oxidative RNA demethylase activity.